Brassica rapa (field mustard) is the source of this 1494-nucleotide messenger RNA. RefSeq names its product TATA-binding protein-associated factor BTAF1. The record is from RefSeq and is a predicted model, not a curated record. Lineage: Eukaryota; Viridiplantae; Streptophyta; Magnoliopsida; Brassicales; Brassicaceae. Gene Ontology annotation, molecular function: TBP-class protein binding; ATP hydrolysis activity; DNA binding.
GCAUUAUAUAUUAGCACAAGCAUUCUCUGCUCUUGAAUACCUCGCAGCCUAACCAGGGUUAGUUAUCGCAAAGUGAUUAGAUGAGAUUGGAUGUGGAAGUGAAGCCAAGAGGAGAGGUUCACUCUUGUUGUCAUCGUCUUCUUCUUCUUCUUCACUGUGGCCAUCAUGGCGCAGCAGCAACAACAAUCUUCGCGACUCAGUCGUCUCCUUACAUUGUUGGACACUGGUUCAACACAAACCACUCGGCUUACUGCAGCCAGGCUGAUCGGAGACAUUGCAAAGUCUCAUCCUCAGGACUUGAGCUCUCUUUUGAGGAAGGUUUUGCAUUACCUCCGUAGUAAAAAGUGGGAUACAAGGGUUGCUGCUUCUCAUGCUAUUGGUGCCAUUGUUCUGAAUGUCAAGCAUACUUCAUUGAGUGAACUCUUAAAUUCUUUCGCAACAAAGUUGGGUGAGGCUGGGUUAUCUGCUAAUGUAGAUGAAGUGGUGGCUUCGGGCAAUCUACAGUCCAAACUUCAAGAAAAUGCUCCCUUCAGAAGCUUCGAGAUGAAUAAGGUUUUAGAGUUUGGCGCUUUGUUGGCAUCUGGUGGACAGGAGUAUGACGUUUUGAAUGACAAUUCCAAGAAUUCAAGGGACCGAGUGGCUCUUCAGAAGAAGAAUCUCCGACGACGUCUAGGUCAGUAAUUCAUGAGUUCUGAUAUACUAGGCUAGUAUGUAUAUACAUAUUUCUUGAAAACCAGCCCAAGCCAUUCUUUAAGUCUAUUAUUACAUCAUUACUAUUGGUUCUUCUCGUUCUUUGUAAAGUUGACUCUUAUGCACCAAAACUUUUGUUUUACUUGACUGAUGCAUCUGAGCAGACUUCUGACGAUAUAUGGGACAGGUCUGGACAUGUGCGAGCAAUUUAUGGAUGUCAUUACUAAUUUCUUAUCAUUACUAUUGAUCAAACAUGUGCGAGCAAUUUCCACUUCUUAGCUAAGCUUAACGGGUAAUAGCCAAAACCAGGAAUGUGUACAUAUAUAUUUGAUUCAGCUCGAUUCAGGAAAACAAAUAGUUUUUGACAUUCCAAACAGAUAAGAGGUUGCAUUCACUCUCGCUUUUUCCCUCCUCCACUUGUUGUCGUAAAGAAGAAAUUAGUUUAACUUACAAAGGAGAAAAUGAGAGAUUGGAGGAUGGAUUAGACAUCGAGUCGUUUAGUUUUGCCAAUACGACCGGUCUAAUGUUUGUGGCCCCCGAAUUUGGUUUUGUAGUGUCUGAAUCGUGUAAAUACGCUUUUUGACUUGGCUUUUUCAUCUGCUGUUUCUGCUCUUUUUUUUUUUUUUAUCCUUGAAAUAAAUUCAAUGUUUGAUCUCCAAACUCAUUGUCGGAGGAAAGAAAAAAACAGAAGACGAAAACAAAUCAAAGCUUACACCAAUAGGUGCUUGAAAAAUAAAUACCCUAUAAAGGGUGAAAUGUGUAGAAACCAAGGCUUCAUACUUCCUUAAGAGAGACCGUUGCAGU